Molecule: messenger RNA, 2775 nt
Organism: Auanema sp. JU1783
Lineage: Eukaryota; Metazoa; Nematoda; Chromadorea; Rhabditida; Rhabditidae
Source: the annotation of a GenBank genome assembly
AUGGUGUCCAAAGAAGAAAGCUCUACUACAGAUAAGUUUGAAAAACAACCCGUUAAGGGUCAAAAGGAAGAAAAGAAGGAUGAAAUGACAGAAGAAGACAGAAAGUUAGAAGAAGAUUUGAAUAUGCUUGUUCAGCGAUUGAGCGAAAGCGAUCAAUCUCUUUACCAACCAUCAUUGGAGAGCAUGAGAUCUCUGAUCCGUGCCUCCACAACAUCUAUGACUUCAGUUCCUAAGCCUCUGAAAUUCAUGCGUCCUCACUAUCAAAAAAUGAAAGAAAUUUUUGACAAAAUUGCAGAAGGAACUCCUAAAAAACUCUGUGCUGACAUAAUUUCUGUGCUUGCUAUGUGUUCGGACGAGAAGAACGACUGCAUCAAUUACCGAAUGAAGGGUCUCGGUGAAUCUAUGAGUGAUUGGGGACAUGAGUACGUGAGACACUUGGCUACGGAAAUGGCCGAUGAAUGGCGAGCAGCUGGUGAUGGCACCGAUAAGGGCAAGAUCAGACGUGAAGAAUUGACAGCCAUGGCUCGUGAAAUCGUUGAGCACAAUAUGAAACACAAUGCUGAGGUCGAAGCUUGUGAUCUCCUGAUUGAAAUCGAGAAGCUCGAGCUACUUCUUGAAUAUGUGCACGAUGUUGAUCAUCCCCGCGUUUGUUUGUAUCUUUUGAGCUGUGCUCCUCUAACACCAGACCCGGAUAACAUCAUCCUCAUUCGAUGCGCUAAAGAUAUUUAUUUGAAGUUUGAACGUUACUUGGAAGCUGUCAGAUGUGCUAUAAUGUUAAACGAUACCGAUGAAAUCAAGUCCAUUUUCAUGAAAACUACUGAUCCACUCUUACAACAACAAAUGGCUAUCCUUUUGGGUCGUCAUCAAGUCUACAUUGACUUCGAGGAUGUUCCAAACGGGGACCAGCUAUCUGAACUUAACUGCAAUACUCAUCUUUAUGAAUACUUCCGUUCUUUGGCUAGAGAGCUUGACAUUAUGGAGCCUAAAACACCAGAAGGAAUCUAUAAAAGCCAUCUUGAGCACAGUAGACCCUUCGGAAACACAAGCGCUCCUGAUUCGUCUCGAAUGAAUUUGGCAGGAGCUUUCGUUAACGGUUUCGUGAACUGCGGAUUCGGAGUUGACAAGAUGAUGGCCGAAGGAGAAGAUGCUAACAGAUGGUUCUACAAGAACAAGGAAUUUGGAAUGUUUUCUGCUGCAGCAUCUCAAGGUCUCAUUUGGAGAUGGGAUAUUGACUCUGGAUUGAACAAAUGUGACCAUUUUCUAUAUGUGAAUGAUGACUUCAUCAAGGCCGGAACCCUUCUGGCCAUUGGUAUCAUCUCCUCUGGUAUCCAAGAUCCUUGUGAUCCUGCUUGCGCUCUUCUUCUCGAGCAUAUUCAUUCGGACAGGGCUGUAAUGCGAAUCGGUUCUGUUCUCGGCCUUGGAUUAGCUUAUGCUAACUCGAAACGUGAGACUGUAACCAAAGAUGAAGAUGGAGGAGUGAUAUUUGAGCUUAAGAAGGUGUUGACAGAUACGAAAAAUUCUUCUACUGCUGAAGUAAAAGGGCUUGCCGGUCUUUCUUUGGGAUUGAUUAUGGUCGGUACUGCGGAUCAUACUGUAGCUAUGGAAAUGCUGCAAACAUUGAUGGAAAAAAGUGAACAAGAGCUUGCUGAACCAAACAUGCGUUUCUUGGCUCUUGGAAUUGCUUUGAUCUUCUUAGGAACCCAGGAGAAGAGUGAAGUAUUUGUGGAGUCAUUGAGAUCUCUUCCUGAGCCAUUCGGAUCAAUGGUGUCUACGCUUGUGGAUGUGUGUGCUUAUGCAGGAACAGGAAAUGUUCUUAAAAUACAGAAGCUACUUCAUAUGUGUUCGGAACACUACGAAACAGCAGAUGAUAAGAAGAAGGAUAAGAAGAAAGAUAACAAAGACAAAGAAAAGGAGAAAGAGAAAAAAGAUGAUGGCAAGAUCGACCUUUCCAGUCAGCAAGCUGUUGCCGUAAUCGGUAUUGGAUUGAUUGCAAUGGGAGAAGAAGUUGGAUCUCAGAUGGCUUUGAGAAUGUUCGGACAUUUAAUCCGUUAUGGUGAGCCUGUAAUUCGCAGAGCUGUUCCUCUUGCUCUUGCUUUGAUCUCCGUUUCCCACCCACAACUCAAUAUUCUGGAAACUUUGAGCAAGUUUUCUCACGACGCAGAUGCUGAUACUGCACAUAACGCUAUUUUCGCUAUGGGAUUAGUAGGUGCUGGAACUAACAACGCACGUUUAGUGUCGAUGCUUCGCCAAUUGGCAAGUUACCAUCAUAAAGAUCAGUUCUCCCUCAUGCUUGUGAGAAUCGCACAGGGAUUAACACAUCUUGGAAAAGGAACAAUGACCAUGAAUCCAUGGCACUCGGAUCGUCAACUGUUGUGUCCUAGUGCCGUUGCUUCCCUUCUGACCAUUUGUUUUGCCUUCUUGGAUGCAAAUAACUCCGUUCUCAAUAACAAACAACAUUACUUAUUAUAUGUUCUUGUUCUUGCUAUGCAGCCAAGAAUGCUUGUAACUUUGUGCGAGGAUGAGCUGAAGCCAGGUCAACUCAAACAAGUUUCCGUUACCGUGAGAGUUGGACAAGCUGUUGAUGUGGUAGCUCAAGCUGGUAAACCCAAGACUAUUACGGGAUUCCAAACUCAUACAACCCCUGUUUUACUCGCAUACGGAGAAAGAGCAGAAUUGGCAAACGAUGAAUAUAUAUCAAUGACACCUUAUCUGGAAGGCCUUGUUAUAUUGAAAAAGAAUCCCGAGUACGAAGCUACAGUACCUGCUAAGAAAUAA